This is a messenger RNA of Glarea lozoyensis ATCC 20868, 621 nucleotides long. RefSeq lists its product as uncharacterized. Lineage: Eukaryota; Fungi; Ascomycota; Leotiomycetes; Helotiales; Helotiaceae. The transcript has a single exon. The record is from RefSeq and is a predicted model, not a curated record. The coding region runs from base 1 to 621 and encodes 206 amino acids.
AUGUCCUGUUUCUCCCCCCGCACACCCCGCAAAAAACCUCGUCUCACAAUCGCACUCUUCACGCUCCCACAAAAAGGGAAAUAUCACUACACAUUUCUGCUUACGCCGAAACCUAGUUCCCCGCCUGUUUCUACAAGGGGAGAUCCGGCGAAUCCGACGCCGUUGGUGAAAUUCAGCGUUGAGAAACGAGAGAAGGGGGCGGGAAGGGGAUGGGAUGUGAGGCGUGGGAAGGAGGUGAAAGAGGUGCAAUGGGUGUUUGAGCGUGGUGAGAUUCCUGAUUUGGAGAUGGCGGCUGGUUUGCACUGUUUGGUUACAGUGGGGAAGGUGCUUGAUGUUCUCGCGCUCGAGGAGAUUCUCGCUGAAGUCGAGAUUGAGGGAGAGAAGGGGUUUGAUAGCGAAGCCUGGGUGGGUGAAGCUUUCGAGAGGUGUAGAUCACGGGGCGUGGUGACGGGGAAGAGUGGUGUUAGUGGACGGGAGGUGCGGUGGAGGGAGUUGGAGGAGGAGAUUGGGGAGUUUGCUAGGCGGAUGGGGACGAGGGAGCGGGAUGAGGUUGGGUGGAUGGGGGAGGAGGGGGUGCCGUGUUGGGAUGUGCUGGGGGGUGGGGUUUAUGCUAUGAGUUGA